This is a messenger RNA of Anisakis simplex (herring worm), 714 nucleotides long. Lineage: Eukaryota; Metazoa; Nematoda; Chromadorea; Rhabditida; Anisakidae. The record is from the annotation of a GenBank genome assembly.
CGCUUAGUGACAGUUCCUGUAAAAUAUGGAUCACAGUUUCCCUUCAUCAAUACGAGAAUCAUUAAAUUGCGACUCGCAAGUUAUAACUACCCAAUCGAGGAUGUGGUCUAUUUAUGGGCCAACUCACCGCCUACGAUCGUACCUGUUGAGGUUUCUGAAGAGCUGCUUACUUCAAAUUAUGAGUUCACCGAAGCCAUUGCUGAAGACUGUGUCGGUAAUUAUACUGUUGGCUCGGCCAGUGAAGCACUCUUCAAGCUAUUCAUUCCAUCUAUUUUCCUUAUAUUCGCUUCGUGGUUACAUUUCUGGAUUCAUGGAACUUGGUCAGUUCCGCGAACGAUCAGUGCGGCUGUGCCGUUCUUCCUAUUUGCAGCACUAAUGGCAUUCUAUCCACAACCGUACCUGAACGCUGAAGGUUGGGGUGGUAUACAAGUGUGGUUACUGUUCUGUUUGAUCAUAACCUUCUUGUCGUUUGCCGAGUAUUUCGUUGUGAUUUGCUGUGGAAUCAGACGGACAGUACGCUACUCGAAUGGUCUUCUCAACGAAAGCACCGAGAAUCCGAUUGUGGCCGCAAGAGAGACAGCCGUCGAGGUGGCGUACGAUUCGAAAUGUGCAAAUUUCAAGCAAAUCAACGGACUGGACAUAAUCGCUCGCGUUCUCUUCCCCGUUGUCUUCUUUAUUUUCCUCGUGAUCUUCCUCAUUCUUUAUCUGAUUUGA